AUGCCGAACGAUUUCAAAACGCAAAGAGACUACAUCAUGAUCUACCACACCGCAUUCGUCGAUGCCCUCAUUACCGUCAUCGCCGAGCGUGCCUGCCAACAUUACUACGCCGUCCACCACUCACCCCAUGCUCUCCCAUUCACGAGCCAGAUUUUCAUCUACGCCGGUCUACCUCUGCAUCUUCAAGGCUUCGCCGAGGACUUGAUCAGUGACGAAAAGCCUCAUCACUCGCGACACUACGCCUUGGUCCCUGAUGUGAGAGGGAAAUUGGCCUGCUGGAUUGUACAAAACCGGAUGGGACUUGAUGGUAUCCCUGGCGAUACCAAGGAGAAGUUCAGCAGGAAAUACAAACGCAAAGCCAUGAGUACCUGGUACGAAGAUUGUUUUCGGUGGAUGUUUGGAAUAGAUGUGCACGAAGCGCGCGAUACUCACCUGGGAAUCACGAGAGUCGAGGUGAAGAAAGAACCCGAGGGGAGCAACGCUGGAGCUGACGAAGAUGAACCUAUGCCUGUCAAGAAAUUCCGUAAAGUCAGCAUUCGGAAGACUUUGCGUACAUCCAAAGCAGCUUCAAAUGCGGUAGCCAAGGAUUCCACGAUCAUACCUUCAGCUACAGUGGCUCAGAAAAUGAAGGGAGGGCGGAAGCGCAAGAUAAUUGAUACGAAGGUGAAGAAGUCCAAAUAA
Amorphotheca resinae ATCC 22711 is the source of this 681-nucleotide messenger RNA. RefSeq lists its product as hypothetical. Lineage: Eukaryota; Fungi; Ascomycota; Leotiomycetes; Helotiales; Amorphothecaceae. The record is from RefSeq and is a predicted model, not a curated record. Bases 1 to 681 code for a protein of 226 amino acids. The transcript has a single exon.